Messenger RNA from Stegodyphus dumicola, 771 nucleotides. RefSeq lists its product as uncharacterized. Gene Ontology annotation, biological process: ganglioside catabolic process; lipid transport. Gene Ontology annotation, cellular component: cytoplasmic side of plasma membrane. The record is from RefSeq and is a predicted model, not a curated record. Gene Ontology annotation, molecular function: enzyme activator activity; lipid carrier activity. NCBI's taxonomy places the organism in Eukaryota, Metazoa, Arthropoda, Arachnida, Araneae, Eresidae.
CCUAUUUGUUAUGCAAGGAUUUUGUCGCAGUACUUCAUUGAAUUCCACAGUGAGUCGUUGAUGCUUCAGCCAUGAAGGUUUUACUAUUCUACUCUUUCGCUAUAUUCACCCUUUGGUGUCUUGCAGAUGCGAAAUUUUUCGAAUUCACAGACUGCACCAAAAAGGAUGGUAUCGCUGAAGUGACCCAGUUCGAAGUGUCUCCAGAUCCUGUGGAUUUGAGGAAGAACAUGACCAUCACUUCACAUUUGAAGAUUCUUCGUGAUGUGCCGAUAGAUGCGAGACUUAGGACUCGCUAUUAUAAACUGAGAAAAGUUUUCGGUGUUGAUAUCGAUGUACCCAUCCCCUGCCUUUUCGGAAAGUUUGGAUCAUGCACCCUUCGACUUUGUGACUACUUAAAAAUGUUCAGAGACCAGGCUGAACCAUUUUAUCCAGAAGGAGUAGAAUAUAAAUGCCCAGUCAAGGCUGGAGAUUAUGGUGGUGACAACGUAGAAGUUGAAAUUCCAGACAUAACUGCUAUUGGUCGUUAUAUAGCAAGGGGAAGGUACCGAACUGAACUGGAAUUAGUUAUUAACCGCAAAACGGAAGCUUGUUAUAGAAUUCUGACUGAACUGAAGUAAUUUUUAUAAUAAUCUAUUGUGAUACCAUUUAUAAUAAGCUAGAGUGUAUGUUACUCAGAAGAAAUGAUAUAAUAAAAUUAUGAAUGUACAUACAUAAGCUAUAAUAAAUGGUUUUUUGUAACUAAAUAUUUAUAAUAAAGCUACUUAAUUCAAA